This is a messenger RNA of Cercospora beticola, 3167 nucleotides long. RefSeq lists its product as uncharacterized. NCBI's taxonomy places the organism in Eukaryota, Fungi, Ascomycota, Dothideomycetes, Mycosphaerellales, Mycosphaerellaceae. The record is from RefSeq and is a predicted model, not a curated record. Gene Ontology annotation, biological process: regulatory ncRNA-mediated post-transcriptional gene silencing. Gene Ontology annotation, molecular function: single-stranded RNA binding; protein binding; RNA endonuclease activity.
CACAUACGACAGCUUUCCACAUACUUCAGUCUCGGUCGCAGCAUGGCGAACCGCACUGUACCGAUCAUGGCACCUGCAGCGGGUGCCACUCCUUCGGUGUUUGCAGAGAACUUUGCAACGAAUGUCAAUGCGGGCACCGACGGGACGUCGGUCAAAGCACGUGUCAACUAUUUCGACGUGAAGCUGCCAAAGGUUGAAAAGCUCUACCUCUACAGCGUGAACAUUACACGCAGCGACACUGGCGGCGAGGUCAAGCUUGCAGGCUUCAAAAAGGAUUUGAUUCGGCACCUUAUCACGCUUCCGCCACUCAGCAACAUGCGGAGCGAGUUUGCUACAGACUACCAUUCCAACGUAGUCUUCCUGACCCCACAGGGUCGGACUCUCACCAAAACAGUGGUGUUCGCUCCUGCGGCGGGUUCACAGCAACAGACAUUCAAUGUCACGCUUAGUUGCACUCACACUCUGGCCAUGAGCGAUCUCAACGAAUUUUUGCAUGGUCGCAGGAAGUUUGAUGUGCUGCCUUACAUGACAGCUCUGAACAUUCUUUCGCGCAGUCUCGCUGCAGCGUCGACAGUCAAAGUUGGUCGCGACAAGUUUUUCCCUGCGGCAUUGAGUUCUGCAACCUGGUCAAGAUCUCUGAACUUCAGGAACGGCUUCUUCACAUCUAUGCGCCCGGUAAAUGGUCGAGUGAUUCUCAACAUUCAUGGAGUCGCUUGUGCCUUCGUGGUUGAGCAACCGGUGCAUCUCUACGCCUCUGCGUUCAAUACGAAGUUCCGCCCGAACUUGGCAGCGAGAGACUUGAGAAACCUGGAUCAAUACUUCAAGUCUCUCGUCAAAGGACUGCGAGUCCGUCUCCUCUACACUCCGCCUACGGCUACGAACGCGGCCCGGUCCAAGAGCCUUACGAGUCCAGUCAACAACAGCAAGAUCAAACGGAUCAAUGGUUUCGGACGCAUUGCGAAGGAACAGACAUUCCGACACAACGUCCACGGCGUGAUCACUGUCGAGAAGUACUUCAACGAGCAUGUUCUGGAGCCUAGUUCUCAUUUGCGGUUUCCGCUGCUGCUGACCUGCGAUCUCGGUACACGCGACAAGCCUUGCUUUGUGCCAGCGGAGCUCCUAUACAUUGCACCACACCAACCAUUCUUCGGGAAAUUGCCUGAAAGCGCGAUGAAGGAUAUGAUCAAAGUGUCUCAACGUCUUCCUUUGCCGAACGUGGACAUGAUCGAAGAUUGCCUCAAAGUCAACAAAAUGUUUGACAGCCAGGCGAUCCAAAAGUCUCAGAAGAAUGGCGUCUCAAUCGAGCUGAACAUGAGAGAAACGAACGCUCGCGUGAUUAGCAUCCCCGGUCUGGCCUAUGGUGGCAAUGUUCAGCAGCAGGGAUGCUCCAAGGAGGGCACGUUGCGCAAUGGCAGAUGGGACUUACGAAACAAAACGUUCAGAACAUCUGGCAGACUGGGCGCGCUUGGAGUCAUCCAGAUCGGUGGCGCGAGCGCACCCUUUAAUGACUACAUUUCUCUCACCAAAGUGCUGACGAAGAACGGGCUGAGGAAUGUGCAGAAAGUGAAGGUCGCCGAAUCUCCAAGUGUGUCUCAAGAGGAUCUCUCGGCGGCUCUGGCCGAAAUCGAAAAAUUUAAGGAAUUCAGCAAUGAGGACUUACCUCAAAGAGACAGACCGGCAAGAUGCCUACUCAUCGUCCUUCCGAAUAAGACCGCUGCAGCAUACGAAUCCGUCAAAUGGUGGGCCGAUGCCGUUGCAGGUGUACAUACUGUCUGUAUCGCUCCAGCCAACACAACGCAAUUGGGCAAACCACAGUUCCAGGCCAAUCUUGCCCUCAAAUUCAACGUCAAAGCUGGCGGGAACAACCACACGCUUCUUGAUGGAGAGCUUGAGCACAUGCACCCGGGCGGUGUGACAAUGUAUGUAGGCGCAGAUGUGACGCACCCGGGGCCUGGCAGUAUUGCACACUGCCCUUCGGUUGCCGCAGUUGUUGCCAGUGACGGUCGCUCUCCAGUCAACUAUCCUGGUUCGCUCCGUCUACAGCGCUGCAGGCAGGAGAGCAUCGAAGACAUGGAAUCGAUGAUGAUGGAUCGUCUGGAAACGUGGCAUGCCAAGAACAACUCUGUGCCCACCAACGUCCUGUUCUACCGCGACGGAGUCUCCGAAUCUCAGUUCGCCAUGGUGAAGAAUACGGAGCUGCCCAAAGUCAUGAAGGCUUGCGAGAACUUUGCACUGAAGCACGUCCGAUUCAAGGAUUGGAAGCCCAGGGUCACGCUGGUCGUCUGCGGGAAGCGCCACCAUACCCGCUUCUAUCCGCCAGCUCAGGUCAACAGCAGUGUCAAAUGGGCCAUUGAUCGAAACUCCAAUUUCCUUCCCGGUCUUGUGGUCGACAGCCCAUCGAUUCGCAACGCCUACCACUUCGACUUCUUUCUCCAAUCUCAUGCGGCUCUCAAAGGCACUGCACGCCCGUGCCACUACUUCGCAAUCCACAAUGGUAUGAACCUUACCGCUGACAAGCUCCAACGCAUCACGAACAACCUCUGCUGGAUCUUCGCCCGCGCUCUGACUCCAAUCAGCUAUGCUUCUCCGGCAUACUACGCCGAUCGCUUGGCCGAACGUGGACGCUGCUAUCUUGCACCUUUCCUCUCCCCAAUCCAUCCUGCGAGACCAUCCGAAGAUCAGCUGUUCCAGAGUCUGGCAAAUGCUAGAACCGCGACUAUUGAGCAAAAGGAUUUGCAUGUUCUGGCGAAAAUCAAGGGAGGAUCCGGAGACCCGAACCAUCCACAUUGGGUCACUGAUGGGCCGAAUCCGUUCAAGAAGGAGAUUGGUGGCACAAUGUACUACAUCUGAGGUGCUGAAUAAUGAGACGAGAUGCGGUGAGGAGUGAGUGAGGUGGUUCUUGGCGAUUUAUUGACAUUGCGAGAUGAGACACGGUGGUUCUUGAUAUUCCUUGGCUUGAGGUGGCUCUGUGACAGUAUGCAGAGAGACAGUUGAGCGCAGCGGUCUCCCCGUACUCUACGGAAGCAGAUAGCUGGUAGCAGACAGUCAUUUACAAAGAUAAAGUUAGACUAUAAUUUCUCCUCUCCCAAUCUGUAUGCUGUAUGCAUUCGUCGAGCUGCUAGGCAAGUGGGAAGCCCGACUCAAAGAUAUGGAUUUGGAUCCGAUAC